AUGUCAUCCGAAUGCGUUGUCCGGAUGAUUCAUGGUGGUCUCUUGGCAUUGUCAUUGAAGUCAUGGGUUUGCGAUCUUACCUGGUUGAGGUCAAUGGAAGAAAAUAUCGUCGAAAUCGAAGGCAUUUACGUACAACCACAGAGCUGUUAUACCUUACAAACCGAACUGUCCGAUGUAGAUGAGCCAUUGACUGACGACCAAUCAAUCGCCGUGCCCCCUGAAGUAGAUACAAUGGAAGGCCAGAGAUAUGGGGAAGAUGGUAAUGUACCCCGCUCGGGCGAAGCCAUCGUGCUCCAAAACGUUUUGAAGAUUACGAGUGCAAUUGACCCUAAACCUUUAAAGAAACCAGUUCUAGGUUAUAACCGAAUGGGAUUAGUUAAUCUCAUGGAACAGUUAUCGAACUUGUUUAUGAUAAUAACGUAUAGCUAA
Molecule: messenger RNA, 429 nt
Organism: Paramuricea clavata
Lineage: Eukaryota; Metazoa; Cnidaria; Anthozoa; Malacalcyonacea; Plexauridae
Source: the annotation of a GenBank genome assembly